Haliotis rufescens (red abalone) is the source of this 1785-nucleotide messenger RNA. RefSeq names its product sulfotransferase 1A1-like. The transcript has 6 exons. The record is from RefSeq and is a predicted model, not a curated record. Lineage: Eukaryota; Metazoa; Mollusca; Gastropoda; Lepetellida; Haliotidae. Bases 199 to 1056 code for a protein of 285 amino acids. Gene Ontology annotation, cellular component: cytoplasm. Gene Ontology annotation, biological process: sulfation. Gene Ontology annotation, molecular function: sulfotransferase activity.
GUUGACCUGGCAAUAACGUUUAAUGCAGACAGAUCGCCUUGUAGCUGCAUGGAUAUCUCCACUGGGGCUUCUACUGUUACCUCGGUCACUAUCAUCAGCUCGCCUUGAAGCCACCUCGAUCUCUGUGUGUGAGAGCAGUUGUCUUCGGUUGUCUAUAUACUGGAAGUGCUGUAGAGGUGAAUGCUGAUACAUUGACACAUGUCUCAAGUACACGUAGUGAACGUUCCGGACGACGGCGGUGACACCCUCACGUCGUUAAACGACAACGGCGUCCUCAUACCCGAAUUCAUCAACGGACCAGGCAUCCAGGGUGUACGUUCUGUGAAAAUACGCGACGAUGACAUCAUGCUCUGCACAUAUCCUAAAUCAGGAACCAAUUGGGUGUUUGAAAUAACACGAGAACUCUUGACAGGGGAGAUUACUCAAGAUGACAUCGGAAUGGACCAGACCUUCUUGGAAUAUGGGCCAGAGGAGAGGUAUGCCGACCUCCAGUCUCCCAGGAUCCUCUGCUCCCAUUUGCUGAUGAAGCAUCUGCCAGAAGAUGUUCUCAAUAAGAAAAUAAAAGUCAUUUCUGUUCUAAGAAACCCAAAGGACGUAGCAGUUUCCUUCUAUAAUUUCUCGACAACAAUUCCAUGUGCAAAAUACAAAGGGCAGUGGAAGAACUAUUUGAAUCCUCUUUUCCAGGGAAAGUUUAUGUAUGGAUCAUGGAUGGACUAUGUUACUGACUGGGAGCAAGUGAAGAAGACCAAUCCUGAUCUGCCUGUGUUGACUCUCUUCUACGAGGACAUUAAGCAGGAUCAGAUGCGAGAGAUGAGGAGGAUAUGCGAGUUCCUGGGUGUGGAGAGAACGGAUGACUUCCUGUCCAGAGUCUGCGACAACACAACCAUCACCUCUAUGAGAGCCAUCAAGGUCACCACAACUGAAUACGGCGUUUUUCGAAAGGGCGGAGUAGGUGACUGGAAGAACUGGUUCACUGUGGCCCAGAACGAGUGGUUUGAUCAGCUCUACCAGGAGAAGAUGGCCGACUGUCACCUUCAGUUCAAAUAUACACUGUGAAUGUUCUGUUCUUUAUUCAAUUCAUUAAGUCAUUAAGACUAUUCAUGUUGCCUUUGUCUUGUCAAUAUAAUUUUUAUAUCCAGACAUUUUAUGAAAAGUCAUUGAGGGUGUCAUAAUCUGCUCUUAAACUUCCAUCUGUCCUAUUUAUAAACAGUCAUCACAAAUCAUCAUUUCUGAAAAGUCCACAACCACCAGGGACAACUAAGGAAACAGUGGGUCUCUUUGUCUGCAUCCCUUGUCAUUAUAGAAUAAAGAACAUGCGUGUCCAUUUUGUAUGGCACAAGAAGCAUUACUUAACAGUAUGUGUAUCCAUGUCUUCACUCAUAUAUAUAUAUUCCAAGAUGUUUGCAGGUAUAAAUUGUUAAACUCUAGUGGAAAGAAAAAACAACGUCUUCUGCAAUUUUUCAUAAAGUGUCCAGUUUCAUUCAUUUGAUCAUGGUUUCGAAACUAUAAAACAAUAUAUUGCAAAAUAUUGGUGUAUUAUUUUUUUUCUAAUGAAUAUCAAGAUGUAAAGCGUAGUUUCUUUUAAAGACUUCUUUGUUCACUCAGAAUUGUUUCUCCUUUGGUUAUUAAUUCUUAACCCUUUGCACUGGAAAUGAAAAUUAGUAUAGCCUUGUCUUUCAGCAGAUUUUCACAUCUUCUAUUUGCUAGGCCCCUGACAUUUGUUUAUACUAUCCUGAUUUUGUCACCCAUAGUCAUUUUUUUCCAAAAUAAACAGAAUCAUAGUUU